Micromonas pusilla CCMP1545 is the source of this 570-nucleotide messenger RNA. RefSeq lists its product as uncharacterized. NCBI's taxonomy places the organism in Eukaryota, Viridiplantae, Chlorophyta, Mamiellophyceae, Mamiellales, Mamiellaceae. The coding region runs from base 1 to 570 and encodes 189 amino acids. Gene Ontology annotation, biological process: small GTPase-mediated signal transduction; cortical cytoskeleton organization; establishment or maintenance of cell polarity. Gene Ontology annotation, cellular component: cytoplasmic vesicle; cytoskeleton; cell projection. The record is from RefSeq and is a predicted model, not a curated record. Gene Ontology annotation, molecular function: GTP binding; GTPase activity; protein kinase binding. The transcript has 4 exons.
AUGAAGGUCGUCGUCGUCGGCGACGGCGCGGUCGGGAAGACGUCCAUGCUGUUGUGUUACACCACGAACACGUUCCCCACGGACUACAUGGCGACCGUGUUCGACAACUACGCGGUGAACGUGCAGUACGGGGAGAAGACUAUCAACCUGGGGCUCUGGGACACGGCGGGACAGGACGAGUACGCGCAGUACCGCCCGCUGUCGUACCACGAGGCGGACGGGUUCAUCCUCGCCUUCUCCCUCAUCGACCGCGCGUCGUUCGAGAACGUGUCUCAGACGUGGAUCAAAGAGCUCCGCGCCAAGGCCCCGGGCGCGCCCAUCACGCUCGUCGGCACCAAGCUCGACUUGAGAGGCUCCGCGAGCGGCGUCGAUCGCGGCGGUGCGCGGCACGUGACGACGGAGGAGGGGGAGGAGAUGCGGAGGAAGAUCGGCGCCGAGGCGUACGUAGAGUGCUCCGCGCUGACGCAGGAUAAUCUGAAGCGAGUGUUCGAGACGGCGAUCGACGUGCACAUGCGGCCGAAGGACGUCCCGGCGAAGAAAACCGGCGGGUGCGCGUGCGUCGUGUCGUGA